This is a messenger RNA of Caenorhabditis briggsae, 354 nucleotides long. RefSeq names its product Protein CBR-ELB-1 (gene Cbr-elb-1). NCBI's taxonomy places the organism in Eukaryota, Metazoa, Nematoda, Chromadorea, Rhabditida, Rhabditidae. Gene Ontology annotation, cellular component: elongin complex; VCB complex. The transcript is spliced from 3 exons. Gene Ontology annotation, biological process: transcription elongation by RNA polymerase II. The record is from RefSeq and is a predicted model, not a curated record. Bases 1 to 354 code for a protein of 117 amino acids.
AUGGCUCAAGAACUGUUCUUCGAAGUUCGUCGGCAGAAAUUGCACAUGUACCUCGACGCAGAGGAAGGCCAGACGGUGAUGGAUCUAAAAAGAAUGGUCGCCGGAAUCACUAGCGAUCCAGUUCAGAACAUGGAGUUGUGGAAGCUCGACGAGGACGGAAAAAAGAGCCAGGUUUUGCACGACACAGCUACUUUGGUCGAUUGUGGAUACUCAUCGACGAAUGCUAAAGCUCAAUCACCAGCCGCCCUAGGAUUGCGACUCGUCGGAGCCGAAGAGCAUCUUGAAAUCCACGAUGUCUCCACUCCACCACCGAUUCCAGAUACGAUGCGCGCAGAACCAGCUCCACAAGAUUAG